Molecule: messenger RNA, 500 nt
Organism: Leptinotarsa decemlineata (Colorado potato beetle)
Lineage: Eukaryota; Metazoa; Arthropoda; Insecta; Coleoptera; Chrysomelidae
Gene: Cpap3-a2
Product: cuticular protein analogous to peritrophins 3-A2
Cellular component (GO): extracellular region
Molecular function (GO): chitin binding
Source: RefSeq, a predicted model, not a curated record
AUGGGCAAACGAGCCUCAGACAUAGAUACUCUUGAAAGAUGUGACAUUCCAGCCAAUGUAGAUUGUAAAGAUAGACCUAUUUUACAGGAGGCCAAACCUAGUCCAGGUUGUCCGAGAGCAAAUGGUUAUUAUCGUCAUCCAACAGAUUGUAACAAAUUCCACAACUGCAUUGAUGGUAUACCAAAAGAAAUAUCUUGUCCACCAGGUCUAGCCUAUGAUGACAUCAUUAGUACCUGCACUUGGCCCAAAAAUAUCAAACGUGCCGAAUGCUUCAAACCCAGACGAGAAACUUUGGAAGAUGGUUUUGAAUGCCCCGAAGGUGAAACACAGACCAACGACGGCAGAAAACUUCCUCACCCAACAUUUGCCCACCCCGAUGACUGUCAAAAGUUUUACAUCUGUCGAGAUGGAGUCACGCCACAAAGAGGGUCAUGUUCUUCUGGUAAAGUUUAUAACGAAGAUACAUUCACCUGUGACGAUCCAGCUAAUGUGCCUGGGUG